Stomoxys calcitrans (stable fly) is the source of this 1383-nucleotide messenger RNA. RefSeq lists its product as uncharacterized. Gene Ontology annotation, biological process: organelle transport along microtubule; positive regulation of anterograde synaptic vesicle transport; lysosome localization. Bases 231 to 1217 code for a protein of 328 amino acids. The record is from RefSeq and is a predicted model, not a curated record. NCBI's taxonomy places the organism in Eukaryota, Metazoa, Arthropoda, Insecta, Diptera, Muscidae. Gene Ontology annotation, cellular component: cytoplasmic side of lysosomal membrane; BORC complex; synaptic vesicle membrane. The transcript has a single exon.
CAGAAACAGAAAAUUUUCUUCGGUCCGAUCGAGUUGUAAGUUUGGUAGUGCUGAGAAAAUAUUUAAAUUACAAGUUAAAGGUUUAAAAAACUUACGCGAAAAAAUGUUAAGACAAAAUUUAACACAUUUCUAAAGCUGCUGCAUUGUACGAAGUAAAGAAAUUGCACAGAGAAAGCUAGAAAAUUGGACCAUUACUUAAGAGCUGCACUUAUAAGAGGGCUUUAUGAAAAAUGGGUGCUGAACAUUCCCAGCAACGAGCGGAAGCUGAUGGCCGUGAAUUCUUCGAAGGCGAUACAAGAAACCAAGUCAACCAAUAUGCGGCGACAGGGAGGCCGGCUCCAUUUGUUCAAGGCACAGCAGGAGGUGCAAUAAAAAAGAGGUCUAUGUUACGACAGGGAAGUGCGAGUAGUAAUUCUACUGCCACCAGUAAAUUGAAGCAAUCAAAUGACCCCAUGCCAUCUCCUACAACCUCGGAAAUGAGUCGGCCUUCAUCUCCACCUUUGAGUGUAUGCUCCGAUUUGCCUUAUGUCUCCUAUACCACAGACAGACCGAUCGGUGACUCACCAAAAAUUCGAGGAAAAUCCAGUAGCAGCCCGGCGGCUAACCGCAACUCAUUAGUAUUAAGACGUCCCAAUACAGGAGCCAAACCAAAGAGACCCCAAUCCACCGUGGGCAGUCAUAGCAUAGUCAUUGUUAAGCCUGGUGUCAAAGACCCGCAUGAGGAAAUCGAAACCGAACUGCAACAAUUGCAAAACAUUCCACAAUUUUUACCCGUGCUGAGGGAUACCAUCAAUUCCUCGACCAUUACCAAAGAUGCAGAACUACUCGAGAGACUGGAAAUACAACCACACAUGCUUAACAUCUGUUGUCGCAUGCAGACGCAUUUGAAUAUGUGUGCCAACUUGGUGGCCCAGGAGCAGUCACAUCUGGUGGAGCGCACCAAAGUUGUUAGCAAUUCUAUCACAACAUUAUUUGCCUCUUUUGUGGAUAUGCAAAAAACCUAUGCCGCCUAUGCAGAACAAUUUGCCAAGGUACGCUUGAUCUCAGAGCAGUUGAGUCGCUGCAAUUCAAUGCUAAAUGCGAACUUGGAAAGUCUGGAGACCAUUAACAAUUUCCUGGAUGUUGAGGAUCGUCUAGAUCCCUUUGUGUGGCGUACCGAUGACAACAAAUUGAGAGGAGAAGCCGAGGGUGCAGCAAUGCGCCUCAAAAAAGUAUAGUUCUGGGAAUGACAAUAUCAAUGACAUCCACCCCUUUUGUUUGUUUGAAAACUGUUUGUAAAUUAUUGUAUAAUUUUAGCUAACAUAAAGUUAAGUACACUUAAAUAGUUAUUUAAAGAACGUUGGUGAUACUAUAGGCUACAAGUUGAGCCAUUUUAAUUUUUUA